Messenger RNA from Durio zibethinus, 1087 nucleotides. NCBI's taxonomy places the organism in Eukaryota, Viridiplantae, Streptophyta, Magnoliopsida, Malvales, Malvaceae. The record is from RefSeq and is a predicted model, not a curated record.
CAAAAUGGCCCAGCCAUGACCCGCCAAUAUUCAAAGUAGGCUAAAAGAUUUGGGCCGGUCUGGUCAGUGAUGAAAAAAGCUACAAGCCCAGAAUCAGAGAGAGUGCUCGGUACGCUUCCCGCUUCUUCAAUCCAUGGCGGCAAACAAAAUCCAAAUCACAAGCUGCUCUUUUUUUCAUUCAUUUGUUCUUGUUUCCACCAUUUUCAAAUACCCAGAUCUGUCUUUUGAACUGUAGACUGGAAAGUGGAGAAGGAAGCAGUUAUUAGGGAAAUAUAAUCAGAGAGAGAGAUGUUCGGAAGAGUAAGAGCGUCGCCGUCGCUACUUGACAGCUUGGAGACUCCCCCUUCCAAGAUCAUCAAAGGCGAUUCUCUCUCCAUCUACGAGGCUACGCUGAUGAAGCUUAAAUUGGGUUCCUAUCUUCAAGACAUAUCAUCCGAUGAGGAGGCAAUGGUGGUCGAUACGGAUUGUUCUUCUGCAAGUGUUUCAAACGGUUCAAGUGAUUGUCAAUCGACAGGUAAUUCGCAGCAACGGAGCGAGGGUGUCUCGAUUCUUUAUCUGUUUUCCAAAUUUAAGGCAUAUCAACGCACUCCAACAGCUAGUCAUGAAGCAAUGAUGAUAGAGAAUGAUGGUUCUGCAAGUUUUUCGAGUUCUAGUGAGUGUCAACCCUUGAGCAGCGCAAAAGAGCAGGGGAACCAGGAAUCUAGCAAUGGUAGUUCUUUUCCUCUGUUCUGUUGAUGAAGGGUUACAAACAAUGGUACUAUUACCUGAUUGAGUGCCUGGAUUUAUUCUCAACUUUGUCGCUAGGAGCUUGGAUUGAAAAUAAGAGGAGCUUUACCGUUCUAGUUUCCUAAACAUUGUACACUAGAAAAACCCAAUCAUUCAUUUUGAUGGAUAUCAAACAACGUAGAAAAUUUAUAAUGAUAUUCUUGCAUAUCAGUUGAAUUUCAAGGGGUGCUUCUGGUUCUGGUUCUGGGUUUCCUUGUUUGUUGCAUGACAAGGUCCUUUCCAUCUUCCCUCACUGGUUCUCAAAUCUGUGUAUGUUUUGGAUUUUCUGUUUGAAUUGCCUCAAGCGACAAUAAAUGGUUCA